This is a messenger RNA of Salvia miltiorrhiza (redroot sage), 1277 nucleotides long. RefSeq lists its product as uncharacterized. Gene Ontology annotation, cellular component: membrane; endoplasmic reticulum. The record is from RefSeq and is a predicted model, not a curated record. Gene Ontology annotation, biological process: lipid homeostasis. The coding region runs from base 309 to 1085 and encodes 258 amino acids. NCBI's taxonomy places the organism in Eukaryota, Viridiplantae, Streptophyta, Magnoliopsida, Lamiales, Lamiaceae. The transcript has 9 exons.
AGGUCAAACUUAUAUGCCCCAGUCGAAUUGUUUUUCUUCAAAAUUAGGUUAAAUAUGAUUCUUUUGGUGAAGAGUAUUCAAGGAAAGGAAUUCCCACCCUAUAUUGAUCGAUUCAAAACUUCAACACUUUGCUCAUAAUAAAAAGGAAAAAAAAAAUCAAAUUAAGAGUCAAUUAUUCUCUUUCUUCCCUGACAAUUAAUAUAAAUAUUAUAAAUAUAGAUAUAUGUAGCAGUCACUUUCCCUCCUGUUGGUUAUACACACACUUCUCUUCUUGCCCAGGGUAAGAAAAAAUAUAAAAAAUUGGGCUGAUGGAUAUUGCGGGUCAUGCUGUUCCAAUCAAGAAACUGCAGUGGCUCUCGUAUGUUUUCUGUGGGAUUUUGAUGUGCAAGAUUGUAUACGACUUAACAGGAGCAAUCAGUGCUUCGUUCUUCAAGGGAUACAACAAGCUUAACAACAAAGAAAAGCUCGAAUGGAACAAUAGGGGGUUCUCCACUUUCCAUGCCAUUGUCGUAGCUGCUGGUUCUCUGUAUCUGCUUCUGUUUUCAGAUCUUUUUGUUGAUAGUGAAGAUGUGUUGUUUAUCAACAAGUCCUCGACACUAUCAGACACCAUAAUGGGGGUAUCAAUUGGCUACUUUCUAUCUGACCUGGCAAUGAUUAUUUAUAAUUAUCCAGCGUUAGGUGGAAUUGAGUAUAUCCUACAUCAUGGACUCUCUAUGUUUUCCAUCAUUCAGUCCCUCUUGAGUGGUCAAGCACAAUUUUACAUAUUCAUGGUUCUGUUUACGGAAAGCACUACCCCAUUUGUCAAUUUAAGAUGGCGUCUUGAUGUUGCUGGACUGAAGAAUUCAAAACUUUACAUUUACAAUGGUGUGGCGUUGUUCAUUGGGUGGUUGGUUGCAAGGAUCAUUUUGUUUGUGUUCCUAUUCUUCCACAUGUUCGUCCAUUUUGAUCAGGUCAAGCAAGUCUACUGGUUGGGCUUCUACAGCUUGGUUGCAAUACCUCCUGUGCUGUCAGUGAUGAACUUGUUCUGGUUCUGGAAAAUCGCAAGAGGUAUGGUAAAAACCUUAAGAAAGUCUAAACAGAGGUAAAUGGUGAUAAAAAUAUCUAGGAUGUAAAUGCUUUCGAGUUGGCCGUGGUUUAUAGGAUCCAUACGUUAGCAGGCAACUGUAAAAUCUACAAAAUACGCGAGGCUCAGGCCCUUUUACUUGAUAAAAAUCUUUGUACAGGGAUGAUGCUGUGUUCUUGUGAAGUUUUUACUGCUUUUCCACUUUCCAGUAUCA